This is a messenger RNA of Penicillium verhagenii, 6381 nucleotides long. RefSeq names its product glutamate synthase (NADH). The transcript has 5 exons. Bases 1 to 6381 code for a protein of 2126 amino acids. NCBI's taxonomy places the organism in Eukaryota, Fungi, Ascomycota, Eurotiomycetes, Eurotiales, Aspergillaceae. The record is from RefSeq and is a predicted model, not a curated record. Gene Ontology annotation, molecular function: iron ion binding; flavin adenine dinucleotide binding; iron-sulfur cluster binding.
AUGGGUCUUGACUUGGAGGACAUCUAUGGCAAAGAUCUAAAUGAAACCCAGCCUCCUCAGGAGUAUUCGGAAUAUCAGUCAAAGAAAGGUUAUGGCUGGGCCAAUGCACUGCCCGAGCGGCAGGGUCUCUAUAACCCCGAAUAUGAAAAAGAUGCCUGUGGUGUAGGCUUCGCAGCCCAUAUCAAGGGCAAGCCGAGUCACAAGAUUGUGAGCGAUGCCCGCAAUCUGUUGUGCAACAUGACCCAUCGUGGAGCCGUUGGCUCGGAUGCACGAGAUGGUGACGGUGCUGGUGUAAUGACCAGUAUUCCACACAAGUUCUUUAUUAAGAAUUUUGCCCGUGAGGUAGGCGUCGACCUCCCUCCGCUGGGUCAGUAUGCUGUCGGCAAUCUGUUCUUCAAGCCCGACGAAGAGGCUCUGAAGCAAUCGAUUGCCAGCUUCGAGGAAUUGGCAACCUCGCUUGGCCUGCGCGUCCUGGGAUGGCGUGAGGUGCCUCGCGACUCGACCAUUUUAGGACCAGCCGCGCUUUCGCGCGAACCCAUUAUCAUGCAACCGUUCGUAGUGUUUAAAUCUGCUUACGGCGAGGGCAACAAGCCCGAGCUCACUGAUACUGACAAGUUCGAUGCCCGGACCUUUGAACUUCAAUUAUACAUUCUACGAAAGCGUGCCACGCACGUCAUUGGCUUGGGUAACUGGUUCUAUCUGUGCUCUCUCAGCAAUCGGAAUAUUGUUUACAAGGGACAGUUGUCUCCCGUACAGGUGUAUCAGUACUACCAUGAUCUCGUCAACGUCGACUAUGAGGGUCACUUUGCCCUCGUCCACUCCCGUUUUUCGACCAACACAUUCCCUUCCUGGGAUCGUGCCCAGCCCUUGCGAUGGGCCGCCCACAACGGUGAAAUUAACACAUUGCGAGGAAACAAGAACUGGAUGCGUGCCCGUGAGGGUGUUCUUCGAUCCGAAGUCUUCGGUGACGAGUUGGACCAGUUGUACCCCAUUGUUGAAGAAGGUGGCUCCGACUCUGCAGCCUUUGAUAACGUUCUGGAAUUGCUCAUGAUUAAUGGUGUCUUAUCUCUGCCCGAGGCAGUGAUGCUUAUGAUCCCCGAAGCUUGGCAGGAUAACCCGGCGAUGGAUCCAGCCAAGUCCGCCUUUUAUGAGUGGGCGGCUUGCCAGAUGGAGCCCUGGGAUGGUCCGGCCCUCUUCACUUUCUCCGAUGGCCGUUACUGUGGUGCUAACCUUGACCGUAAUGGUCUGCGACCGUGUCGUUACUAUGUCAUGGAUGACGAUCGCAUCGUUUGUGCCUCUGAGGUCGGUGCCAUCGAUAUUGAUCCCGAGCGUGUGGUUCAGAAGGGCCGUCUGCAGCCCGGAAAGAUGUUGCUGGUGGAUACCGUUGCCGGACGUAUCAUCGACGACUCAGAGUUGAAGCAGACCGUUGCUGGACGUCACGACUUUGCCGGCUGGUUGGACAAGGAGCUGCUGAAGUUGCCUGCUAUCAACAAGCUACUUUUGGAUCAGAAAGUGGACCUUUCUUUUACCCUCGAUGACAACACCGUGCAAAAUGACCCUCGUCUCCGCGCCUUCGGCUAUUCCUUUGAGCAAGUUAGCUUGAUUCUUGGUCCCAUGGGUGCGGACUCCAAGGAAGCCCUGGGCUCCAUGGGUAACGAUGCCCCCUUGGCCUGUAUUGCUCAACAGCCUCGUUUGCUCUAUGAGUACUUCCGCCAGCUGUUCGCUCAAGUCACCAACCCUCCAAUUGAUCCCAUUCGCGAGGCUGUGGUCAUGUCCCUUGAUUGCUACGUUGGUCCGCAGGGCAACUUGCUGGAGAUGGACCCGACCCAGUGUCACCGAUUACUUCUCCCGUCUCCCAUUCUGAGCAACCCAGAGUUCAACGCUCUAAAGAACAUCAACCGCGCCCAUAGCGAUUGGAACGUUUACACCAUCGAUAUCACAUUCGACAAGAAGAAGGGCACAGCUGGCUAUUUAGAGGCACUGGAUGCUAUUUGUGAUGCCGCUACUGAAGCCAUUGAAAAUGGCGACAAGGUCAUCAUUCUGUCUGAUCGUGCUACCAGCGCUGACCGUGUUCCGGUCUCUGCGUUGCUUGCUACCGGUCUAGUCCACCACCACCUCGUCCGCAACAAGUGGCGUUCGCUCGCUGCCUUGGCGGUUGAGACGGCUGAGGCUCGUGAAGUUCACCACCACUGUGUGCUUCUUGGAUACGGUGCUGAUGCUAUCAACCCGUACCUCGCCCUGGAAUGCCUUCUCAAGAUGAACCGCGAGAAGCUCAUUCGCAAAGACCUUCCCGAUGAGAAAGUCAUUGAAAACUACAAGGCCUCCUGUGAUGGUGGUAUUCUGAAGGUCAUGAGCAAGAUGGGUAUUUCCACUCUCCAGUCCUACAAGGGUGCUCAGAUCUUUGAGGCUCUUGGUGUCGAUGACAGUGUCAUUGACCGCUGCUUUGCUGGUACCGCCACCCGCAUCCGUGGUAUCACCUUUGACUUGAUCGCCCAGGAUGCCUUUGCUUUCCACGAGCGUGGCUACCCCUCGCGUGAAAUUGUCUCUGUUCCUGGUCUCCCUGAGUCUGGUGAGUACCACUGGCGUGAUGGUGGCGAGGCUCACAUCAACGACCCCGUCAGCAUUGCCAACAUCCAGGACGCCGUUCGCACUAAGAACGAUAAAUCAUACGAGGCCUACGCCAAAUCAGCGCAUGAGCAGAUCAAGAACUGCACCCUGCGUGGUAUGCUUGACUUUGACUUUGAGCAGAGAACUCCCAUUCCUAUUGAUCAGGUUGAGCCUUGGACCGAAAUUGUUCGCCGCUUCGUAACUGGCGCCAUGUCCUAUGGAUCAAUUUCCAUGGAAUCUCACUCUACUCUUGCCAUUGCCAUGAACCGCUUGGGAGGAAAAUCCAACACCGGUGAAGGUGGUGAAGAUGCUGAACGCAGUGAUCGUAUGGAGAACGGAGACACCAUGCGGUCUGCUAUCAAACAGAUUGCCUCUGGCCGAUUUGGUGUAACCUCAAACUACCUUGCCGAUGCCGACGAGUUACAGAUCAAGAUGGCUCAAGGUGCUAAACCUGGAGAGGGUGGUGAGCUUCCUGGCCACAAAGUUCUGGGUCCCAUUGCUCGGACUCGUCACUCGACUCCUGGUGUGGGCCUGAUCUCCCCUCCCCCUCACCACGAUAUUUACUCCAUUGAGGAUUUGAAGCAGCUUAUCUACGAUCUCAAGUGCUCUAACCCCCGCGCUCGUGUAUCCGUCAAGCUGGUGUCCGAAGUCGGCGUCGGUAUCGUCGCCUCCGGUGUCGCUAAGGCCAAGGCUGAUCACAUCCUGAUUUCCGGUCAUGACGGAGGCACUGGUGCUUCUCGCUGGACUGGUAUUAAGUAUGCAGGUCUUCCUUGGGAGUUGGGUCUUGCCGAGACCCACCAGACCCUUGUUCUAAACGACCUUCGUGGCCGUGUUGUCGUCCAAACUGACGGUCAAAUUCGAACCGGUCGUGAUCUCGCCAUCGCCUGUCUCCUUGGUGCCGAAGAGUAUGGCUUUGCAACUACUCCUUUGAUCGCCCUUGGUUGUGUGUUCAUGCGUAAAUGUCACUUGAACACAUGCCCUGUCGGCAUUGCCACCCAGGAUCCAGAGCUCCGCAAGAAGUUCAAGGGUACACCUGAGCAUGUGAUCAACUUCUUCUUUUAUGUUGCCAAUGAGAUGCGUGCUAUUAUGGCUAAGCUUGGUGUUCGUAGCAUUAACGAGAUGGUCGGCCGUGCCGAGCUGCUCAAGGUUCGGGAUGAUAUCCGUAAUCAGAAGCAGGAGCGCAUCGAUCUCUCGCUGAUUCUGACUCCUGCUCACUCACUUCGCCCUGGUGUUGCCACAUACAAUGUCCGAAAGCAGGAUCAUCGCCUUCACACUCGUCUUGACAAUAAGCUGAUUGCUGAGUCUGAGCUUGCUCUGGAGAAGGGUCUUCCUUGCCGAAUCGAGUGCGACGUUGUCAACACCGACCGUUCUCUUGGUGCUACCUUGUCGUACCAGAUUAGCCGACGCUUCGGCGAAGCUGGCCUUCCUCAAGACACUAUUCAUGCCAACAUCAAGGGCUCUGCUGGUCAGUCUUUCGGUGCUUUCCUUGCCCCUGGUGUCACUCUGGAACUGGAAGGUGAUGCCAACGACUACGUCGGCAAGGGCCUGUCUGGUGGUCGUCUCAUUGUCUACCCUCCUCGUGGCGCUGCUUUCAAGGCCGAGGAGAAUGUUAUUGUUGGUAACACCUGUCUAUACGGUGCUACUGCCGGUACUUGCUACUUCCGUGGUCUCGCCGCUGAGCGGUUCGCCGUCCGUAACUCAGGUGCUACUGCCGUUGUCGAGGGCUGUGGUGACCACGGUUGUGAGUACAUGACUGGUGGUCGUAUCUUGGUCUUGGGUUCCACUGGUCGUAACUUUGCCGCUGGUAUGUCUGGUGGUAUUGCUUAUGUUCUGGACGUGAACCAGGACUUCCACUCCAAGGUCAACAUGGAGAUGGUUGAAAUCUCCGGUAUUGAAGAGCCUUCUGAGAUCGCUUUUGUUCGUGGUUUGAUCGAGGACCACCACCAUUACACAGGAUCUGAGCUCGCGGCUCGCAUCCUCCUUGACUUCACUCGUGCUCUUCCUCACUUGGUCAAGAUCCUUCCCAUCGAUUACAAGCGCGUGAUGUUGGAAGAGGCUGCUAAGGCCGCAGCUGCGAAGAAGGCUGAGUUUUCACUCCCUCAACUGCCAAGCACCCCCGUGCACAGUGCCGAUAAAUCCAAGGCUAAGACUGAUGAGAAGAAGGCUGAAAUGCUCGACAUUGAGGACAGCAUCGGCGACUCCAAGACCGAGAAGAAGCGUUCGGCAUUGAUCCUAGACAAGACUCGUGGCUUCAUGAAGUAUAGCCGCCGUAGCGAGAAGUACCGUAACCCUACAACUCGCACUCGGGACUGGGCCGAGAUCUCCAACCGCCUCAAUGAGGAUGAGCUCAAGUACCAGUCAGCUCGUUGCAUGGACUGCGGUGUUCCGUUCUGUCAGUCAGACACUGGUUGCCCAAUCUCUAACAUCAUUCCCAAGUGGAACGAAUUGGUCUUUUCCAACCAGUGGCAAGAUGCCCUCAAUCGCCUGCUCAUGACCAACAACUUCCCCGAGUUCACUGGCCGUGUCUGCCCCGCUCCUUGCGAGGGCGCUUGCGUUUUGGGUAUUAACGAGGACCCUGUCGGUAUCAAGUCGAUUGAAUGCGCUAUUAUUGACCGUGGUUUCGAGAUGGGCUGGAUGGUUCCUCGUCCCCCUCAGACCCGUACUGGCAAGACUAUCUCCAUUAUUGGAUCUGGUCCUGCUGGUUUGGCUGCUGCUGAUCAGCUCAAUCGUGCUGGUCACACUGUCACCGUCUAUGAGCGGGCUGACCGCAUGGGUGGUCUUCUCAUGUAUGGUAUCCCCAACAUGAAGCUUGACAAGAAGGUUGUUCAGCGCCGUGUUGAUUUCAUGGCUGCCGAGGGGGUCAAGUUUGUGGCUGGUACCGCUGUUGGCCCCGAUAGUGAGGUUACCCUCCAGUCUCUCCGUGCCACCAAUGACGCUGUUAUCAUUGCAACUGGUGCUACAGUUGCCCGUGACCUUAAGGUCGCCGGGCGCGAGCUUGAGGGAGUGCACUUUGCCAUGCAGUUCUUGCACAAGAACACCAAGUCCCUUCUAGACUCCGGCCUUGCUGACGGCGAGUACAUCUCUGCCAAGGACAAGCACGUCGUUGUUAUCGGUGGAGGUGAUACCGGUAAUGACUGCAUUGGUACCUCAGUCCGCCACGGUGCCAAGUCCGUCACUAACUUUGAGCUACUGCCUCAACCUCCGCCAGAGCGUGCCAAUGACAACCCAUGGCCUCAGUGGCCCCGUAUCUACCGUAUUGAUUACGGCCACUCGGAGGUCAAGACCCACAUGGGUAAGGACCCUCGCGAGUACUGUGUGAUGUCCACGGAGUUUGUCGACGAUGGCAGUGGUCGCGUCCGGGGUAUCAACACCGUUCGUGUGGAGUGGACCAAGAGUGCCACUGGUGGCUGGGACAUGAAGACUGUGGAGGGUAGCGAUCAAUUCUUCCCCGCAGACCUCGUCCUUCUGUCUAUGGGUUUCUUGGGACCCGAAGACCGUCUUCUCGGCGACGAUAUCACUCGUGAUCAGCGCAAGAACGUCAAGACCCCUCCUGGUCACUACUCGACCAAUCUCCCCGGUGUCUACGCCGCUGGUGACUGUCGCCGUGGACAAUCUUUGAUCGUCUGGGGUAUCAACGAAGGUCGCCAGUGUGCACGUGAAGUUGACGCUUUCCUGAGUGGAGUUAGCUCUCACCUCCCUGCUACCGGUGGUAUUGUCCGUCGGCCUGCCAUUGACUCUGUCCCUCAGCCGGCGGUGACUCAGGUCCUUGCAUAA